AUGUCAGCAUUGUUUGGAGCCAUCAUAGCAGAUUCAUAUUGGGGGAAAUAUAAAACUAUCUUCAUCUUGUCUAUUGUACACGCAAUUGGAAAUAUCUUAGUGGCUAUUGCAUCUCUUGUCACGUCAGUCAGUUUACAAUUUCAGAGAUCAUUUACAAUAGUUGGAUUAUUGUUAACAUCAAUCGGAGCAGGUGGUAUAAAACCAUGCGUCUCUGCUUUUGGCGGUGACCAAUUUGUUCUGCCAGAUCAAGAAGAUCGUCUGCAAAUGUUCUUUUCAAUAUUUUACUUUGCAAUCAAUUUAGGGUCAUUGUUAUCGUCGUCCAUUACACCGGAGCUGAGAAAAUCAGUUCAAUGUUUUGGCAAAGAUUCAUGUUUUCCAUUAGCAUUCGGGGUUCCUGCUAUCCUUAUGUUGAUCUCAAUAGUAUUCUUUGUAAGUGCCAAGAACAUGUAUAAGAUCAAUAAACCAACGUCCAGUAUCAUUACUACUUCAAUUGGAUGCAUAUUUCACGCAUUGAAGAAGAAAAUAACCACUUCUUCAAAUGAAGAGAAAAGGAAAGAUUGGUUGGAAUAUGCAGAUGAUAAGUACAACGCACAAGAAAUAUCUGAUUUGAGGUCAGCAUUAGACGUUAUGUAUUUGUUUAUUCCAGUCCCAAUGUUUUUCGCACUUUUUGAUCAACAAGGAUCUCGUUGGAUUUUGCAAGGAACGCUAAUGAAUGGCAAGAUCGAUUUUUUAAAUUGGAUUUUAAAGCCUGAUCAAAUACAUUUAAUUAACCCACUGUUCGUAUUAAUAUUUAUACCACUUUUUAAUGCUUUCGUCUAUCCCCUUUUGUAUAAAAUUGGUAUAAACACAGCAUUACGAAAAAUCACUGUUGGUGGAAUGUUUACUGCAUUAGCAUUUGUCUGUGCUGCAGUUGUCCAAUACACCAUAAUUGGGCAAACCUUUGAAAUACCAUCAAAUGAAGGCCAAUUAAGAAUAUACAAUAAUUUUGAUUGCAAAGUAGCCAUAUCCGGAUCUUUGGUUGGAAACUUCAGCAUUGAAAAAUUAGAUGUACUUCAUAUCAAUUAUAGUUCUAAUGUAUUUAAUGAAACCGAUGUCUUAUCCAUAGACUUACAUCCGACGUGCGAUUUAAAAAUGACUUCUUUGAAACAACACGUUUUCAUCGACAAAGGAAGGGUUUCGUCAUAUUUGUUGACGUCUAAGAAUAAUGUCGAUAUUGAAUUAAAACAUUUGAACGAAUUGAAGAAACUAAAGAACGGAAAUUCAAAUCUUAGGAUUUUGCACGGUAAUUUCUCCGACCAAAACAUUGCAUUUAGGAUUACUAAUAAUACAUUGUCAGAAUUAAGUUUCAAACUUUCAACGAACCAAGAUCAAAAUUAUGAAUUACCUGUCGGAACUUAUGACAUAUAUUUGGAUAACGAAUCUAUUUUGGAAAAUGUUGAUUUUCUCCCUGCUAGUAUUAAUGACCUAUUAUUUCACCAUAACUUUAACCACACGAAUGCCAAGUUGAUCACUUUAGAAAAAGGUAAAUAUAUCCACAUUCUAUGGCAAGUUCCUCAAUUGAUUUUAGUUACAGUAGCUGAAGUAAUGUUUGUGGUUACAUUAUUGGAAUUCUCAUUCACUCAAGCUCCAUUGAGUAUGAAGUCAUUUCUUUCAGCAAUCAAUUUAUGUACAAUAGCAGUUGGAAAUGUACUUAUAGUUCUUAUCUCGAGAAUUGAACUAUUUGAAAAUCAAGGUCACGAGUUCCUAUUUUAUGCAGGUUUAAUGUUUUUGGAUAUGAUACUUUUUAUGGUAAUGAGCACCAAAUACAAGUAUAAAUGUAUAAACACAUACAAUAAACCUAAAGAAUAA
This is a messenger RNA of Macrosiphum euphorbiae (potato aphid), 1848 nucleotides long. NCBI's taxonomy places the organism in Eukaryota, Metazoa, Arthropoda, Insecta, Hemiptera, Aphididae. The record is from the annotation of a GenBank genome assembly.